AUGGAAGGCGCAAUUGAACAGGACAAGAUCGUAAUGACAGGCAAGGAAAACUCGAAAUAUUACAAGGAAGCUUUAGAAGUAUAUAAAGAAGAACAGAAAGAGAAAGCGCAGAGUGCUGGCCAAGACGAUCAAGACGAGGAAGAAGAAUGGGAUGAGAGAAUUGAGAAAUCCGGUUGUUUUGUGGAAAAUAUGGCCUUACAGCUUUGUCAUGCUGAUACUGGGGAUUGGAGACAAUGUUUAGGCGAAAUGCAAUCUUUUAAGGAUUGUUGGAACAAAAAUGGCAAUAAUGAAAGGGUUAACACGGUUGAUGUAUAG
Messenger RNA from Tetrapisispora phaffii CBS 4417, 315 nucleotides. It is a transcript of the gene COA4, whose product is annotated as Coa4p. The record is from RefSeq and is a predicted model, not a curated record. Gene Ontology annotation, biological process: mitochondrial respiratory chain complex IV assembly. The coding region runs from base 1 to 315 and encodes 104 amino acids. NCBI's taxonomy places the organism in Eukaryota, Fungi, Ascomycota, Saccharomycetes, Saccharomycetales, Saccharomycetaceae. The transcript has a single exon. Gene Ontology annotation, cellular component: mitochondrial intermembrane space.